This is a messenger RNA of Sitodiplosis mosellana (orange wheat blossom midge), 2491 nucleotides long. RefSeq names its product chromatin-remodeling complex ATPase chain Iswi-like. Gene Ontology annotation, cellular component: chromatin; nucleus. Gene Ontology annotation, biological process: nucleosome organization; regulation of transcription by RNA polymerase II. The transcript has 6 exons. Gene Ontology annotation, molecular function: ATP hydrolysis activity; ATP-dependent chromatin remodeler activity; ATP binding. NCBI's taxonomy places the organism in Eukaryota, Metazoa, Arthropoda, Insecta, Diptera, Cecidomyiidae. Bases 167 to 2170 code for a protein of 667 amino acids. The record is from RefSeq and is a predicted model, not a curated record.
AAUUCAAACUAACGGUCAGUGACACCGUCAUACCAAUGAGUACAUUCUCACUUGGAGAACACUUGCUCAUUGUUCACCAACGACUUCAUUUCGUUUUGUGUGCUGUUUUGUGCUGUGAUUUUAAGUUAAAGACAAUUUGUUGGUCGUUUCAAUUUUUAUUAGUAAAAUGUCGCGUAGCGAGCAAAAGGAAAAUGCGCCAAUCAAAUUGGACAAAUAUUUGGAAAACAACAACGAGCAUGAAUCUAAACGCGAUAGCCGACUGGAAUAUUUGUUGAAACGAGCUGAACUGUUUUCGCAUUUUGUCACGAAUGGCACGAAAGCUAAAAACGCAGGCAAAAAGGGUCAUCGCAACAAAGAGUCAGCUGAAAUUAAACCCAAACGACUAAAGAAGGAAGACGGUAGCUUUGAAUUGCCAGUGUCGGACAGGGACGAAGUGAAGUUGAUGCAAUAUGACAAAACGCCCGAUUACAUUGACGGUGAAAUGCGCGACUAUCAAAUAAAUGGGUUGAAUUGGUUAAUCAAAUUGUGCGAAAAUGGAAUCAAUGGGAUUUUGGGCGAUGAAAUGGGCCUUGGCAAAACCAUUCAGACCAUUUCGAUUUUUGGCUACAUGAAGAAUGUCAAGAAAGUUGACGGACCAUUUUUGGUGAUUGCACCGUUGUCAACGCUACAAAAUUGGUUGAACGAAGCACAACGCUUCUGUCCAUCAUUGCGAGCGUUUGUGUUGCACGCUUACAAGAAAGAUCGUCCGAAAUUGUUGAAAAGAUUGAAGGAGCCCGAAGAUUGGGAUUUGUGCAUCACAUCAUACGAUAUCGCUUUGAAAGAAUAUCAUAAAUUCCGAAAACCGAAAUGGCAAUACGUUGUGCUAGAUGAAGGUCAUAAGAUCAAAAAUGAAAAGUCGAAGAUGAAUGAAGCAUUACAUGCGAUCAAGUCGAACCAUCGGCUCAUGCUCACCGGAACUCCAUUGCAGAACAAUUUGCAUGAGCUCUGGGCUUUGUUGAACUAUCUGUUACCGGACGUAUUCUCCAGUUCAGCCGAUUUUGACACCUGGUUUGACGCAGACGAUUGUUUGAGUGGUAAUCAAACAACCGUCAAUCGUAUACACGUCAUUCUGAAGCCAUUCAUGUUGCGUCGCAUCAAAUCCGAAGUAGAAUUAUCAUUGUUGCCCAAGAAAGAGAUGAAAUUGUACGUCGAUUUAGCACCACUUCAACGUGACACAUACAAGAAGGUGUUGCUCAAGGAAAUCAAGGUCAUCAAAGGCAAUGGUGAAGUGACAUACGCUAAAAUCAAUCAGAUUUUGAUGGAAUUGCGUAAGGCGGCUAAUCAUCCGUAUCUCAUAAAUGGCAUCGAAUCUGGUCCACCUUAUACAACUGAUCAACAUUUGGUCGAUAGUUGCGGAAAGAUGAAAGUGUUGGAUCAGUUGCUUGCACAGCUCAAGGCAAAAGGAUCGCGUGUAGUUCUAUUCAGUCAAUUCAAGAUUAUGCUCGACAUAAUCGAAGAUUACUUGGUUUGGAAGGGCUACACAUUUCGUCGGUUGGAUGGCGACAAGCAAAUUGAACAGCGCACUGCUGAUAUAAGCGAUUUCAAUGCCGAGAACAGCGAUGUUUUCAUAUUCAUCAUCACGACGCGAGCGGGUGGCUUAGGUAUCAACCUAACAACGGCUGACACCGUAAUCAUCUACGAUUCCGAUUGGAAUCCCCAGGUUGACUUUCAAGCAAUCGAUCGCGUUCACCGAAUCGGCCAGAAGAAACAAGUUCAUGUGUUCCGGCUCAUCACCGAAUUCACUGUUGAUCAACGCAUCGUUCAACGGGCUGAAAUCAAAGAACGUCUCGACAGAUUGGUGAUCAAAAGCAGUCGCAAAGCUAGCAUAAAGAAUGAGGGAGAAAACCAUAAAGACGUCCUACUUGAUGUUAUCAGAUUCGGUGCUGACGAAAUGCUAUCGGACAACAAAUCGGAUGUGAAUUUCGAUUUGAAGCGAAUUAUGGCUGACGCAAAAUCGAAAGAGGAUGCAGAAAAAGCAAGGCUUGAUGGAAUGACAUUGGAGCAAAGCUCCAGUACAUCGGUUUAUCAAUUUGAAGGCUUUGAUUUUCGGGCAAAACAACCAGUGGCAGCACCAUCAUCAACUGCGACUGUGUCGGAAACCAAAGUUCUGCCAUCAAAGUCUAACAUUUAAUACAAAGAAGCAGCAUUACUUCAAGAAAAACAAUUCAUUACCGCAUUCGUUCAUCAUUAUACAUAAAUAUUUCACACGGCUCUAAGCCUUUUAUAAUGUUAAGAAAAAUGUUCAAAUUUAAGACGUAUCUUUAGUUGCCAAAUGACGAAAAUACAUGCAAUUUUUAUAGGAUCGACAAAAAAGUGUAACUUAAGCGUAUGAUUAACAUCAUUGUCAAACUCUACUCUGCAAAUAGUUCGAUAUUAAUUUAUAUCACAUAGAAACUGUUCAAGAAUUUGCUAAUCGUUUGAAUAAAAACUCUCGUUUUGUUUUCAAUGCAAA